AUGCCAACGAGGACCCUCACCUCCUCCUUCCUCACCACGUCCUGGAGCGAAACCGAGGCGAUACCCCCGCUGGCCGACCAGUCCUCGGUCCACAUCAAGCUCGGUACCGAGGAGGCCAAGUUCAGCGACCCAGAGUGGAAUGGCACUGGCUUGGGCCAGGCGGGGACUUCGGAGCCGAGUGUGUGGCACAUCGUGGGACACAUGCUCUUCAAGGGCGAGUUUCUGGGCAAGAAGGGAUCCUUUGUUGUCCAGGCUCUCAGCACGUACAACCACGGCAAGGUCAAGGGCACCUGGACUAUCCUCAGUGACUCGGCAACUAUCAAGGGCCACGGCAAGUUCCAUGUCGACCAGGCUGGCGGAAGCGAGCCGACCGAGUGCGAGUUGACCGUCGAGAGUUAG
Messenger RNA from Apiotrichum porosum, 399 nucleotides. RefSeq lists its product as uncharacterized. NCBI's taxonomy places the organism in Eukaryota, Fungi, Basidiomycota, Tremellomycetes, Trichosporonales, Trichosporonaceae. Bases 1 to 399 code for a protein of 132 amino acids. The record is from RefSeq and is a predicted model, not a curated record. The transcript has 4 exons.